This is a messenger RNA of Ixodes scapularis (black-legged tick), 2088 nucleotides long. RefSeq lists its product as uncharacterized. The transcript has 4 exons. The record is from RefSeq and is a predicted model, not a curated record. Lineage: Eukaryota; Metazoa; Arthropoda; Arachnida; Ixodida; Ixodidae. The coding region runs from base 1756 to 2022 and encodes 88 amino acids.
UUUUCCUGCCUCAGUUUCGGGCUAAGAACAAAAUGGUUAACAUCCACCAGCUCGCCUGCGCAAUCACUACGUUAUCAAGAUACAAAGUAUGAGACAUUUUCAGGCCAAGUAAAAAAUUUCGCCUCACUUUAAUCUUGAAGAGCUUCCAGAGUUUCACAUCAUCCAGCAAUCCUGAAGGCGAUGCACCACAUGUAAUUAUAAUUAAUAUUCCCGCUCUUAGUUUACCAGGAAGGUGUUCAAGAAAUUGUAGGUAGUGUUAGUUGCUUAGAAGAGCGAUGUGUUUUGCAUUCAGUCUUGCACCUUGGCGUUCCAUUCACUUUGGAAUGAGGUGCUUCAUUCUUGUGCGUGCUUGGUUGUUUCCUUAGCCCGUAAAGGUGUUGGAGGUUUGUUUGUUUUUUGGGGAAACCAUGUGAUGUUAGUAUCUGGCAUGUUUUUUUUUAUUGCUGAAAGCUGUUUGAAGUGAGCCUUUUGUCCACCUAAGAGCACAAUGAUUGGGAGCUUCACUCAAGUGUGUUUUGUGGCCACACCAUAGAGCAUGAUUGAAAGCAUCGAUGCAUGCUAUUGAUACCAAGAUCGGGACUUCAGAAAGGAUCAGUCAAGUCUUCCUAUUUUUAUUUCCAUUGAUUCAUUGGCAUUCUAGAUCUCUUUUUGUAAGCGUGUUCACGUAAGCUUGUUCAACUUUCUGGGUCAUAGUAUCGGGUUCUUCUGUAAUUAUCAUAUGCGUUAUGCAUUUGUCAUUAGUCUCAUCUGCAGUUGUCAUAGGUUCAUGGCCGACAUAUUUGGUGCUGCUUUGAUUUGGAGGGUAGAUAUUGUCCCCCAUAUGUCUAGCAAACUUCAUAUAUCCCACCUUCAAAAUUUUCUCAUAGACCUGAUUACUAGGCAAUAAGCUCCUUUUCAAUAUGUGCAUUUACUUAAAUUGAAAUGCCAAAAGCCUUUUAAUAAUCAGCCACAUGCAGAAUAAGAACAGUGUUUGUACCACGUAGUGUGGAAGAAAAGGGGGGGGGGGGGUGUAGGCCAAAGCAAACGCAAGCAGUGUGAAUACAACUCUAGGACUUAUAAGCGGGGUAAGUGAGGAAUUUGAACUGUCUACCAAGACCAUGUAGCUCACACAUUUAGCAGAGGAUAAUUGGGUUUGAUUUAACAAGCUAUUGGGGUGGUUGUGAAGCUCCUAUACAGCCCCACAUGGAGUCACCCUGCAUGCACUGAUCUAGACUGCUCGUUUCACAUAGAUUUGUGUGACCUAUUGAUCUAACUGCUUCUUUUAUUUGCAAUUUUUUGUGUUAUUCGGGAUAAUUGGGAACCCAGCAAAAGGUUGGCAUGUCAUGGAGUAAACAUGCCAUCGUACAGUGUGCUUCACUCUAAAAUGUAAUGCAUGAGCAGUGGCCAAAGCUGAUAACACUUGUCUAAUGAGGAAAUAAAUGAUACUGCAAAAACUGAAGCAUAUCUUCCUGGGACCGUUGCCACUGCCCUAUACAAUUAUUGCAUGACCUCCUUGUUUCUUUUUUUAUUGCCCUCAGUUAAUUUGACAAGGGCUGGAUUGCUGUUAUCCUUAAUAGGUCGGCGUGUCACGUUUAUCUUGAGGUCAAAUUAACGGUAAAUUUGUUUUGAUAAGUUAAAUAAGGGAAACAACAAAAUGUUCAGAGCAAUGUCUUUUUUUUUGCAUCACCGAAACAUUUAUUGGUCACCGCAUUGAAACUAGGAGUGUAACGCACAAAGAGAACUGCAGUGUGACCCUCCAGUCUGUGCCGUCAGACGAUGCACACAUUCUGCAACGAUCCAGUGUUACAUUCCUGUGGCUUUUUGGUUGUUUCCCAAUUAUUGAAGGGAGUUGCAGGCUUAUCAUGGGCGACACAGUGCUUUGCUCGCACCUUCACGGAGUACGGCAAUGUUUGGAAGCAAGUCGAGGACAGCCUCUCUCGAUUUCUGUCCCGGGGGCACUAUGCUCUUUCAGCUCACACCUUACAGACAUGUCAGGAAGCAAGGAAAGGUCAUUUUUUCACUCAUCGUUUACAUUUGUCUUAGUCUUUUGAAAAAAAAAAACACUAGUCAUUUUAAUGACACUGUGAUAAAUAAAUUUUUGGUCUUUAA